This is a messenger RNA of Alosa alosa (allis shad), 4147 nucleotides long. Its product is annotated as claudin-20. Gene Ontology annotation, cellular component: bicellular tight junction; plasma membrane. NCBI's taxonomy places the organism in Eukaryota, Metazoa, Chordata, Actinopteri, Clupeiformes, Clupeidae. The record is from RefSeq and is a predicted model, not a curated record. Gene Ontology annotation, molecular function: structural molecule activity. Bases 2049 to 2804 code for a protein of 251 amino acids. Gene Ontology annotation, biological process: cell adhesion; bicellular tight junction assembly. The transcript has 3 exons.
AGCUAUUUAGCUGACUAGCAAUGUUAACAGUUAGCUGAAGUUUUUGCUAAUGGUUCCAUGUAAAGCUGUGUGAUAUGUCCAGUGUAAAGUAAAAUGUAACCUUAGAAGAAAGGUAAUGUUAGCUACCAAUGCUAGCAACGAAAGAUUAGUGUUUCAGCUUCAUAACAUAAAGGUCAUAUUGUUAUGGGAUAUGAACGUGUAAUGUUAAUGUUAGAGUGUCUCAAGUCUGCUAGCUUAACUGCCCUAGGUGCUAUUCUAAAGAAAGGCGAGCUGGUUUAAGCUCCGGGCUUGUUCUGCACCAGCACCACAUCUUGUUGUUAACUUAGUUAUUUAUACUCAACCAGUAGCCUACUCAACAGCUAGCAAGCAAAUCUUAUUAAUAACCCGAAUUCUCAUCAUGUUGGCAUUCAAAGGCAUUACUAAUGUGUUGUAGGCAAGGAAUGGUGCUCAUCUGACCUCAACUGGUUAGAACCAGUCUAUCGCAGUGAUCUCCCAUUUCUUAUCAACAUAACCAAGCUGAUUGUGCCAGUGCCAGAUUGAGGUCUGACCUGGCCUGAACCCUUAAUUUACCAACUAAACUAACAGCCCGAAUAUGUAAAACCCAGCUAAGUAAUGGUAACUCAAGAAUGUCUGUCCAAAAUAGCCAUUUCUGAUUGAAAAUCAUGUUUUUAAUAUAUUCUAAUAUGUGUUUUAUUAUUAUUUAACUGUUUGGGCAUACAGUUUAACACACCUCUUUGUCUACUUGUACUCCCCUGUCAACAACUGGGUUUUCCCAAGAGCCUAACCAUUUGUGCAAUGCAGUGCAGUAAUUACAGGCAUAUAAUAUGCUAAUGAGAUUUCAAAUUCAUCAUCUGAGAAAAGGACAAUCUCUGUGUCCAGUCAUGCCUUUACAAAUGGCAUGGUGAGGUGAUAAACUAAGGCACCGUGCUUAUAAUAGCUUCCCAUGGCUUCACACAUCAGCAACUCACACGUCCAUACUCCCUGGGUACAUGUUAACAGCCUCCCUCUUCAAUCUCCCAGUCACUUAUUUAUUUAUCUGCUUCACCAAUAGGAUCUCAGAUUCUCCAUGAUCUUCAUGGCGAGGAGAAACACACUCUCCCUCUCUCUCUCACUCUCUCACACACACACACACACAAACAACACAGGCACUAAGGUAGAGGACAUUCAUUAAGGCAGUUAACCACCUGGGCCCAAAACAUGACAUCUGAAGGUCAACAUCCUGCAAGGCAGAGCCUCUACUAUACCUCUGGUGUGUUUGUGUCAUACAUGUUGGUGUAUGUUUUCAGUUCUGUUUGCUCCAGGUUUUACUAUAUUGAUUCACAGGCGGAUCAAGAAAAAAAAAGCUAUAUAAAUUGAUUGGUCAGCCAAGUCAUAAACAGAGGGGGUUAAAAAAAAAAAAAAACAGAUCCCUGUCUUAGAUGAAACCAUCCUUGUUGUGAUUCUGAUGAGAUCUCACAGACUUGUCAGUCACAGUUAAAGUCAUACUAUGAUAAUGGAGACCACAUUUUUUUCCCUGGGACAUCAUGUCUAUAUUAUCUCAGCCCAGUCUCCAUUUUCCUCCCGUUUUGCCCUCUUUGUCAUUCAUGAAUCAAGGCCGUCUUGCCACUCCCUCCCCCUGUUCCUCGCCCUUGUGGAGGGGGAGUGGAGUGGAGGGGAGCAGCUGGGAGUUUAGCCUCCUAGAGAGAGACUGCUGAUGCUCUUGCUCAGGGGAGGGUCAUAUAUGGUGGGCUGUCCAUGGCUAUGAGCUAUGUUUGAUGGAUCACCUUUUGGACUACACAAAGACAGACAGACAGGAGGGGUAUUCUCAACCGCAAAAGUGCGACUACAGCAAUCAACCUGACGCGUUAUAGCACCCGCUGCACCAGUCGAGGAACUGCAGCCGCCACAGCCGCAGAUCUGAGUGGCUGAGCGGCCACUGCCAGGUCCUGCAGACGGAGCAGCAGGAGCACGAGGUGGGGGGUGGAGGUAGUGGUGGCUGGCAGCCUCGCGGAGAGGAGGAGGAGGCGCAGGCGGCGGUGCCACUGGCGGUACCCGAGUCUUGGCCGUGGAUGCUGCCCUCUGGGGACGGCCUGAGGAUGGCCUCGCCCGGCAUGCAGAUCUUCGGCUUCGUGCUGGCGCUGCUGGGCAUCAUGGGGGCCACGCUGGCCACGCUGCUGCCCAACUGGAAGGUGAGCGCCGACGUGGCCUCCAACAUCAUCUCGGCCAUCACGCAGAUGCAGGGCCUAUGGAUGGACUGCACCUGGUACAGCACCGGCGUGUUCAGCUGCACGCUCAAGUACUCGGUGCUGGCGCUGCCCGCCUACCUGCAGACGGCGCGCACCACCAUGGUGCUGUCGUGCGUGCUGGCCGCUCUGGGCCUCUGCCUGGCCUCGCUGGGCCUCAAGUGCACGCGCUGGGGAGGCGCCCGGCGGUCCAAGCAGCACGCCGCCAUGGCCAGCGGCGGCUGCUUCCUGCUGUCGGGCACCCUCUGCCUGGUCCCCGCCUGCUGGUUCACCGACGAGGUCAUCAAGAGCUUCCUGGACUCCAACGUGCCGCCCAACAACAAGUUUGAGCCGGGCGGCGCGCUCUACGUGGCCUUCGUGUCGGCCGGCUUCCUGCUGGCGGGCGGCUCCAUCUUCUGCGCCACGUGCCCGGGCAAGAGACAGGGGCCCCGCGACCUCAUCCUGCUGCCCCCCGACAAGCUGCUCCUGCAGCAGCAACAGCAGCUUCUCCAGCAGCAGCAGCACGACCAGCUGCAGCACCAGUACUGCUCCCUCUCGCCCAUGGACAACAAGACCGGCUACAGCCUGCAGGACUACGUGUGAGCGUGCGAGACUGGAAUGAGGGGGGAAAACAGAUCACGCUGGAAUGACUGACUCUCACUCACACACACACACACACACACACACACACACACACACACACACACACACACACACACACACACACACACACGCACUCACUUAAAUGUCCAUAUGUGCUGCCGCAGUCUGUCUGGGAAUAUGCUUUCUGUGAGAUAAAAGGGGGAGUUUAAAGUGAUGAGACGAAAGAUGGGAGAACUAACGUCUUUUCACCCCCUCCCUCCCUCCCUCCCCCCGUUUUCCCCCGUGCAAGCACAAGCAGUGGAGGUAUUUCCUGUGCUGUGCCUUGGAACAGACGGCCGGUGAAUAUUGAGGUGUGCAGGGGAGAGCACUGCAGUGAGUGGAGCAGAGACAGCGAGUCACAGCCAGGAGAAGAAGAUGCUGAACACAUCAGCAUGACGUAGAUGGUGAUCUAGAGUUCCUUUGGGAGUAGAAAACCUAUAAUGGAUACCUGGUCCUUUUUUUCUCUUGCUUGCUCAAAGGAUUGGAUUGAAUUGAACAAUUCUCAAAAAGGACGUGGGAAAAGCAAUCAUUUAGCUGCUAACAAUCGGACUAAAAAAGCAAGUUGGCAAUAUGUUUCAAAGAGGCAAUAGUUACGUGGAGUCCCUUGUGUUUUGCAAGCAUUUUAGUCAUUUUGGACUGUCCACUAGGGUAAUAGCUGAACUAAUGAGGUAUAUCGUCUUAUUUUUGGUAGCUGAUAGAAUGAUCGAUAUUCUGCCGAAGCAUGCUGUCUGGAGCCUGUGUUGAAUGCAGCCGUUUGCCUGGAUAGACGUCGAGACGCAGCCAGAAUGCCUGUGCCUCAAAAGCUGUAGUUUGUUUAUGCCGCUUAAACUGUUGACGUGAGGCUGACGGCCAGACAGAGAGGGUUUGGUCAGUAGAAGGAGGGGGUGGGGGGUGGACAUGUUGGCUGGACUGUGCUGAAUUGAGCUUGCAUCAGAUAUGACUGACAGGAGUCCCAUUGUCACCGCUGCAGAUGAGUAAGAUAAGUCCGUCGCGCCAGCAGAGUGGACAGUCAGGAGAGGGCUGCCGCUUCCCCAGUAAGCCCCAAAUAACAACAAGGAGCCGCCGUCGCCAGGGUGCACCCUGCUCAUUCAUCACACGUACGCACACACACACAUUCACUUAAAGGCACACAAGCAAAAACACACACACACACACACACACACACACACACACUCACAUAAAAGGCACCCAAGUACACACACACACGAGCGCACUGAGCUGCAUGCACGCUUCUCACUCUCGCCGUCCCUCACUACCAUGGAAACAGAAUCCAGCACCCAAAUAUCUUUAUUGUCCGGGGGGGG